Messenger RNA from Fusarium poae, 498 nucleotides. RefSeq lists its product as uncharacterized. The transcript is spliced from 5 exons. Gene Ontology annotation, cellular component: CHRAC; nucleus. Gene Ontology annotation, molecular function: protein heterodimerization activity. The coding region runs from base 1 to 498 and encodes 165 amino acids. The record is from RefSeq and is a predicted model, not a curated record. NCBI's taxonomy places the organism in Eukaryota, Fungi, Ascomycota, Sordariomycetes, Hypocreales, Nectriaceae.
AUGCCUUACAACACCACAGCUAUUCCUCCUCGUAAGGAGCCUACAGGACAAAACCAACUUCCGCUCUCAAGAGUCAAGAAGAUUAUCGCACAAGAUCCAGAGAUCAGCCUCUGCUCCAACAAUGCGGCUUUUGUGAUCACGCUCGCUGCUGAGAUGUUCGUCCAGCAUCUAGCAGAGGAAUCACACACCCAAGCCAAGCUAGACCGCAAGCCCCGUCGAAACAUCCAAUACAAGGAUGUUGCCUCCGCUGUCGCACACCACGACAACCUCGAGUUUCUCGAAGACGUUGUGCCAAAGACGGUGCCUUACAAGCAUAUCAAAGCCGCUGCCAAGGCAACACAAGCACGUCUUCAAGGGGAGAACAGUAGCAACCAGACUAUCAACUUUCCUGUGGCGAACGGCGCUAAGAAGCCUCACGUCAACGGCAGCUCAAUGGGUGCCUCUGCACAACUCAAUGGCGGCCAGAACGAUCCCAGUACACAAUUGGAGCUGGAGUGA